Molecule: messenger RNA, 5602 nt
Organism: Alexandromys fortis (reed vole)
Lineage: Eukaryota; Metazoa; Chordata; Mammalia; Rodentia; Cricetidae
Gene: Pals1
Product: protein associated with LIN7 1, MAGUK p55 family member
Exons: 15
Coding region: 505-2580 (691 amino acids)
Biological process (GO): generation of neurons; protein localization to plasma membrane; morphogenesis of an epithelial sheet
Cellular component (GO): adherens junction; plasma membrane
Molecular function (GO): protein binding
Source: RefSeq, a predicted model, not a curated record
GGGGGCGGGGACUCCGGGAUUCCGAGGUCGCGGGGGGGAUCGGGAGUUUCUGGAUUCUUUAUCCCGCGUCUUGAGGGCGGCCCGCCCGAGGGUUGUCGCCCGGGCCGCGCCGAGGAGCGACUAGGGCGAGCGGAUCGGCCGCCACCGGGGCGCGGAGAAUAAGAAAGCUAACCUGAAUUUUGGGGAAAGAACAGAGUGAAGAAAUAAGGAUAGAAGACAAGGUUUACCGGUUUGCAUAAUCUGGAAGAAGACUGACUGGUACUAGGAAUACUGUCUAAAAACCUGGAUUUUACUCAGUCAGCAUUGUACUCUAAGCAUAUUUACUGAAGUGAUGCUCAACUCAAGGAGGAGAUUUCCCUCAUGGAUACAUUUUCAUAGCAUUAUUAUGUGAUAUAAGAAGUUUUUUUUCUUUGACGUAACAUGGAUUUUAUACUACAGAAUUAAGAGAAUUGGCUGUAUAGGAAAAAUUGAUAUAUAAAAAGUGGUGCAUGUUUAUAGAUAACCAUGACAACAUCGUAUAUGAAUGGGCAUGUAACAGAGGAAUCAGCCACCGGAAUAAAAAAUCUUGAUCUUACAUCACCAGAGGAACAUCAGAAGCACCGAGAGAUGGCUGUUGACUGCCCUGGAGAUCUGGGCACCAGGAUGAUGCCAGUGCGAAGAAGUGCACAGUUGGAGCGUAUCCGACAGCAACAGGAGGAUAUGAGGCGUAGGCGUGAGGAAGAGGGGAAAAAGCAAGAACUUGAUCUAAAUUCUUCCAUGAGACUUAAGAAACUAGCUCAAAUUCCUCCAAAGACUGGAAUAGAUAACCCUAUUUUUGACACAGAAGAAGGAAUUGUUUUAGAAAGUCCUCACUAUGCUGUGAAAAUAUUAGAAAUUGAAGACUUGUUUUCCUCGCUUAAACACAUCCAGCACACUUUGGUUGAUUCCCAGAGCCAGGAGGAUAUCUCACUGCUUUUACAGCUCGUACAAAACAGAGAUUUUCAGAAUGCGUUCAAGAUACACAAUGCUGUCACAGUGCACAUGAGCAAGGCCAGUCCCCCAUUUCCUCUUAUCUCCAAUGUACAAGACCUUGUACAAGAGGUACAAACUGUCUUAAAGCCUGUCCAUCAGAAGGAAGGACAAGAAUUAACUGCUUUGUUAAAUGCUCCACAUAUUCAGGCACUUUUACUGGCCCAUGAUAAGGUUGCUGAGCAGGAAAUGCAGCUAGAACCCAUUACAGAUGAGAGAGUGUACGAAAGUAUCGGCCAGUAUGGAGGAGAAACUGUAAAAAUAGUUCGCAUAGAAAAGGCUCGUGAUAUUCCAUUGGGUGCCACGGUUCGUAAUGAAAUGGAUUCUGUCAUCAUCAGCCGUAUCGUGAAAGGCGGUGCCGCAGAGAAGAGUGGGCUCUUACACGAAGGAGACGAGGUUCUGGAGAUCAACGGCAUUGAGAUUCGGGGGAAGGAUGUCAAUGAGGUUUUUGAUUUAUUGGUACGAUCAGACUGUAGAAUAAUUGAUUCAUUUAAAAACCUACUUUGUUAUUCUCCAUUGUGCUGGAUAUUUUGUUUUACCAUUGUAUGUAUUCUUGGUCUUAUUUUUACCCUUUUAAUAUUUCAGAUCCAUGUAAAAGCUCAUUUUGAUUAUGAUCCCUCGGAUGACCCUUAUGUUCCAUGCCGAGAGUUAGGUCUGUCUUUUCAAAAAGGAGAUAUACUUCAUGUGAUCAGUCAAGAAGAUCCAAACUGGUGGCAGGCCUAUAGAGAGGGGGACGAAGACAAUCAGCCUCUAGCUGGACUCGUUCCAGGGAAAAGCUUCCAGCAGCAACGAGAAGCCAUGAAGCAAACCAUAGAAGAGGAUAAGGAGCCCGAAAAGUCAGGAAAACUGUGGUGUGCAAAGAAGAAUAAAAAGAAGAGGAAAAAAGUUUUAUAUAACGCCAAUAAAAAUGAUGAUUAUGACAAUGAAGAGAUCUUAACAUACGAGGAAAUGUCACUUUACCAUCAGCCAGCAAAUAGAAAAAGACCUAUCAUAUUGAUUGGUCCACAGAACUGUGGCCAGAAUGAACUGCGUCAGAGACUCAUGAACAAAGAAAAAGACCGCUUUGCAUCUGCAGUUCCUCAUACAACUCGGAACAGGCGAGACCACGAAGUAGCUGGUAGAGACUACCACUUUGUUUCUCGGCAAGUGUUUGAAGCAGAUAUAGCAGCUGGCAAGUUCAUUGAACAUGGUGAAUUUGAGAAAAAUUUGUAUGGAACCAGCAUAGAUUCUGUACGACAAGUAAUUAACUCUGGCAAAAUAUGUCUCUUAAGUCUUCGAACACAGUCUUUGAAGACCCUCCGGAAUUCAGAUUUGAAACCUUAUAUCAUCUUCAUUGCGCCACCUUCACAAGAAAGACUUCGGGCAUUGUUAGCCAAAGAGGGCAAGAACCCAAAGCCUGAAGAGCUAAGGGAGAUCAUUGAGAAGACUAGAGAGAUGGAACAAAACAAUGGCCACUACUUUGACACUGCAAUCGUGAACUCAGAUCUUGACAAAGCCUACCAGGAGUUGCUUAGGCUCAUUAACAAACUAGACACUGAACCUCAGUGGGUGCCAUCCACUUGGCUAAGGUGAAGGAGACAGCUCUUUGAUUCUGCGUCACCAUGUUGAACUUCAUUUGGCAAACCACCAACAGGAAGAUGGCCUCAGUGCUGAGAAUAAGGUAGAAGGAGGCAGAGUAAGCAGCUGGCCUCUCUGUAGAUCUCUUACACUAGGAAAAAGGUCCCUUAUGCAGUUUGUACACAACACUCUCAUCUCCUGUGCAUGGCUUUAGGGACCCUUGGCUUGUUUGGAGAUUUCUUCAGAGCAUUUCUGAUUUAUCCUGGUGAAACCUUUUGUUUUCACCGUCCUGAAUCUUUGCCUCUCAGUCAGAUGUCCAUGAAGAAAUUGGUAUGUAUAUACAAAAUAAUACUCCAUGCCUCACAGAGUUAUAAAUAUUAACAUUAUUUAACACUUAACUUAAAUGACUGUGGAAUUACUGGGAGAAGGAGCUGUGCUUCUGUGCAUGGGAAUAACAGUAUUUUCUUAAACGACUGAUUUCAUCAUCAGAAAUAUUUCUCUUAAAAAGGAAAAAAAAAGGUGCCGCUUUAGUUUGGAGCGACUUUUUAAGUUUAAAUUUAUUUGUACGUCUUUUCAUUCUGAAAAAAACAUUCCAUCAGAAAUGCCAACUUUACUGGGCAUGGCAGGACAUGCCUUUUGAUCCCAGCACUCGGGAGGCCGAGGAGUGUCUCUAAAUUCGAGACUAGUCUACAGAGUGAGUUCCAGGACAACCAGGGCUACACAAAGAAGCCCUGCCUCAAAAAAAAAAAAAAAAAAACAAAAAAAAAAAAAAAAAAUAAAGAAAAGAAAAACCAACUUUUUAGUUUGGACUUCGUGGAUGAGAGUGCACACCCAGCAAUCUCUAGUGCAGUUAAAAGUAUAGAAAAGAUGCUGACAUUUUUAAAGAUAGAAUUUUCUAAAUUCUUUUAGUAAAUUGUGGUGAUUUGAUAGCCUUGAUUCCUUUUUCUGAUACGAGAGUUCGUAUAAACUGUGUUGACCAUUGAGGUUUCUCCCUCGUGAUGGAAAUAGUUUUUUAUUUCCAUGGAAAGAUAAUAACACAUUUGACAGUUUCUGCAUUUUUAUAUCAGAGUACAGAAUUUUGUCUGACUGUGCUAUGUAUGUAUCAAACUGGAAAUCUGCUGUACUGUAUGCUGAUAUUUAAUAGAUUAAUAAAUAGCUGUCUUCGGCAUCGGGAUAUAAUUUUAUGCACAUAUACACUGAGGGAACACCAUGACAACUAACUUAGAGAUCAGAAGGAAGACUUAAAGUCACUGAGAAUUUUAGAAAAGGACACUGGAGGAAAGUCUAUUUAAGCAAAUACAGUCAAGGUUUGUCCUAACAAGGUCUACCUUGUGACCGAAAUACAAUAGCUUGCUACAUCUCAAAUGUUGAUUUAAAAAAAUCUUAAAUAGGAUUCUUGUACUGUUUCUACAACUACAGCUUUAAAGUGCAGUGUCUGCAAAUCCAAAUGGAAAGUUAACUUGUAGUCUUCUCAAGCCUUUAAGGACAGUGUGAUGUGUGACAAUGUGAAUGUCUUCAUUUGUGUAGCUACAGCAUUUCAUGUUCCUACAGCUAAACACUGGAAUGAUACUGAACUCACUUUGCACAAGCAGUUGUUGUUGAUGUCUUGUCAGUGCCCUUCAUGUGUCUCAUCUCUCUUCUAGAUAAUCUUAUGGAACAAAUUAGAGUUUGUGAUGUCUUAUUAUGUUCAAUUUUUGCAUGGCUUUUGUAGUUGGCUGGCAAGUGUGUCUACUUAGAAAUAUUUUUUAAAAUAAUUUUCCUUUGGAAUAAAGGAAUGUUCUUGGGUUGAGGGAAGGAAUGCUAUUACACAGCCUUGAGUCUGAACACUCCCAGUUUACAGGAGGAAAAAGCCAAGUCUACACCCUCGUCAGCACUGAAGGUCAAUUUACUUAGCACUUAAAAGAAAUCUUUUCAGUUUUCCUCUCUCCUCAGGAAUGAGAGGCACUCCAUGGUCAGUAGAGCGUUGUGAUCUGCACACUGAGAAUUCUGACUGACAGAGACUUGGUGCACACCUGUAACCUCGGCAGGAUGAGCUAGGUAGAGAAGGCUGGCCUGAGCUACGUGAAACAAGUGGGAGGGGGAGGAAAGAAAAAAAGGAUCUUUGGAUUUGAGUAAAGCUGUAAGUAAUGCCAGUGCCACUGGUGACAGUGGGGUUGUAUGCUCUCAGCUCAAACACAGGACCUUCACAGGCAGAGCCUCAACUUAGGCGUGUGCGAGGCCACCGUGCAUGCUUUUAGACUGUGAUUUUCAAGAUCAGUGAGAUGCUAUCGUUCUCUUUACUCAUAUCCGUAGAUGGAUAGUAUAUACUUAUCCUGAACUUUUCUAAAUCCUAGUGACUAUGAAUAUACUAAUGCUCAACAAAGUCCAUAAACAUAGCGAAAAGUUAAGCUAUGCUAACUUUAAAAAAAAAAGCCUUAUUAUAUAUGUAAUUGUACAGCAUUAGGACUAAUUCGAUUCCCUGUCCCUCUGUGGUUCUGAUGGGAAGCCUUAGGCACUUACAGAAGUGAUCCUGUGGCUGGCAGGAGCAUGACUCAGUUGGUAGAGUAUUGCCCAGCAUGCACAAAGCCCUGGCUAGACCCCCAGCACCGGGGCUUCAUGGCUGUAGUCACAGAGUUUGAAAAGUGGAAGCAGAAGGAUCAGCAGCUAUAUCAGCCACAUGGACCCUGUCUCAGAAAUAAAGUAGAUGUAUCAGCUGAUGACAUAUCCUCAGGAAAUCCAAACAAGGAAGUACUGGCAUUUCUUUAGUCUUCCUAGGUCAGAACAAAUUAGUAUUUAGACUGAUCCAGAUUAGGUUUCUGUGAAAAUCUAGGGUAUGGAUUGUUUUCCUUCCCUCGUGGCCUAAGGAGUAAUUAUUGAAAAGGAAUGAUUUGAAUGUAAUUUUUGUGAGUGUGUGGAAACUAUUAACCAGGGAUUUAUCCUGAAUGAAGGUAAUCACUCUGACAUUAAUUGAUCUCCCUUUGUACUGUCUUGUUUCUCCACUGUUCUCUUGAGAUGUCAUACUGCACACUGUAUUGUAAAAAUAAAAAGUAAAACUAUA